Molecule: messenger RNA, 1953 nt
Organism: Juglans microcarpa x Juglans regia
Lineage: Eukaryota; Viridiplantae; Streptophyta; Magnoliopsida; Fagales; Juglandaceae
Product: beta-glucuronosyltransferase GlcAT14A
Exons: 5
Coding region: 542-1840 (432 amino acids)
Cellular component (GO): membrane
Molecular function (GO): glucuronosyltransferase activity
Source: RefSeq, a predicted model, not a curated record
AAGCAAAACCAAUCCUCCAUAUGUGUACGGUCCACGAUCUCCCUCAAGCUGCUCAAGCUCUUUCUCUCUCUCUGCCCUACUUUUUUUCUCUUUCCCAAAUGCUCGAAAAUUCUUUUUUAGCAAAGGCAAAUACUUCUACCUCUGAAUCUCUUUCACAAUUUAGUUCUUGAAUCUUCUUUGAAUCCUCUCCACCUGAGUUCAUUCAUUUUCAAUGAUUUAGAAGUUUUCGGAGUCUGUUUGAGAACUGGGGAGCAAAACCGAACUCUUUUCACAUGCUUGAUUGGCUAUUCCAGCUCUUGAUUUCAGAAUUUGGGAUUUUAUUCAUUCAUUUGUGCUAUAAGCCUCAGGCUUAAAUGUUAUUAUUCAUGUACUCAUUAAGGUGGCUCUGGUUCUGUCACCUGGCCUACUUGCCUCUUUUCGGCACUCUUCUAUUUAGAAUAUUGGUAGGUUUUGCUUAGUUACUCAGGUUUUAUGAGAUUCUCAGCUAAUUCGAAGAAUUAGUACGAGCAAUUGGUGUUCGGCUAACGACCUGCAGAUAAGUAUGAGGAAAAAUGCUAAUUCCCACUCAGGAAGAGUAUUCAGCGAUAGAAAGUGGAUUCUUCCAUUUUUUGCGAGUGUGAUUGUAUCAAUUAUGUUGUUUUUGACAGCCAUUUUUGGGCUAUUUACCUCUCCUUAUCAUGGAGAGCAAUUGCCGCUUGACAUUGUUUCGUUUGCGAGAUCAGAGGACUCAAAUGGGUACUUUAUUGAAUCGGAUUUGGUUGAGGCCAAUGGGGUAUUGAAAAUGCAAGCACCUAGAUUGGCAUAUCUUAUUUCAGGGACUAAGGGUGAUAGUCAUAGGAUGAUGAGGACCCUAAGGGCAGUAUAUCAUCCAAGAAACCAGUAUAUUCUACAUUUGGAUCUUGAGGCACCGCCUCGCGAAAGGUUGGAAUUGACGAAUUUGGUGAAGUCUGACCCGACAUUUCAUGAAGUGGAGAAUGUGCGGGUUAUGUCUCAAUCCAAUUUGGUGACUUAUAAGGGUCCUACGAUGAUUGCUUGUACCCUCCAAGCAAUUGCAAUCUUGUUGAGGGAGAGCCUGCACUGGGAUUGGUUCAUAAACCUCAGUGCUUCAGAUUAUCCUCUUGUGACGCAAGAAGAUCUGCUCUACGUGUUCUCCAACUUGUCUAGAAACUUCAAUUUCAUUGAGCAUAUGCAGAUUACCGGAUGGAAAUUGAACCAAAGGGCAAAACCAAUAAUCAUUGAUCCGGGACUCUACUUAUCGAAAAAAUCUGACAUUGCUUGGACCACUCAACGCCGAUCGCUUCCUACAUCAUUCAAGUUGUUUACAGGUUCAGCUUGGGUAAUGCUAACCCGACCCUUUCUCGAGUACUGUAUAUGGGGAUGGGAUAAUUUCCCACGAACCAUCCUUAUGUAUUACACAAAUUUCAUCUCCUCUCCGGAAGGUUAUUUUCAUACUGUUAUGUGCAACAGUCCAGAAUUCCGCAACACUGCAAUUAGCCACGAUCUCCACUACAUUGCUUGGGACAGCCCUCCAAAGCAGCAUCCCAUCUCUUUGUCAAUGAAGGACUUUGACAAAAUGGUCAAAAGCAAGGCCCCAUUUGCUCGAAAAUUUGCAAAGGAUGAUCCUGUCCUAGACAAGAUUGAUAAAGAGCUUCUAGGUCGAACAAGUACAACCCGUUUUGCACCCGGGGCAUGGUGUAUUGGGAGCAAAGAUGAUGGAGCCGAUCCAUGCUCAUUGCGUGGGAAUGGUACAGUGUUUAGACCAGGUCCUGGUGCUGAGAGGUUAAAGGAGCUGCUUGAUGCUCUGUUGUCCAAAGAUUCUCGGAAGAAGCAGUGUUCAUGACAAUGGUAAGAGUCGGGUAACUCCCGAGUGUAAAUUUGUGUAUUCAGGGUAUACGACUGAUGUAAAGUGGCAGAAUUUUGUUUCCUUAUUAUAUUAGUUGAACAUUUAAGUUA